AUGGUUCUUGUAGAAAACGAUGCUUUUUUAACUCAACUCACCUAUCUUUACAACAAAACGCGAACGUCAGGAACUGUCUGGGUUACUAUGAAAGCAUAUAAUGGCAGAACGAAACCGAUACCCAAGGGGAAAAAGAAGGAUAAAAGUGCGUUACUUGAGAUGGAAGGGGGUGAGAGUAAAUGCCUUGUUAGAGCAACUAAUGGGAAAACAAAAAUUAGCACUAUUGUAAAUUCAAAAGAUGUAAACAGAUUUCAACAGGCUUACACAAAUGUGUUAAAAGGAAGUCUUGAUAAUUUAAAAAAGAGAGAACGAAAAACGGCAAAAACUAAAAAGGCAAAAGCUACUCAGUGA
Molecule: messenger RNA, 351 nt
Organism: Xenia sp. Carnegie-2017
Lineage: Eukaryota; Metazoa; Cnidaria; Anthozoa; Malacalcyonacea; Xeniidae
Product: signal recognition particle 14 kDa protein-like
Exons: 4
Coding region: 1-351 (116 amino acids)
Biological process (GO): SRP-dependent cotranslational protein targeting to membrane
Cellular component (GO): signal recognition particle, endoplasmic reticulum targeting
Molecular function (GO): endoplasmic reticulum signal sequence receptor activity; 7S RNA binding
Source: RefSeq, a predicted model, not a curated record